UGUACAAAUCAUUAAAACAAUCACAAAUUCGCUUCUAGGGGAGUAUAUAGUGGAUUUAUACGCGACGGCAGCGAUGGAUCCAACGCAGGAGCGGGAGGCCUUUGAGCGGCUGUUAUUGGCUUGUAACGCCUUAUGGAUCGCUGCUUCACACUUGAUUUUCUCAAAAGUGGAACUGCAAAGGUUAAUAAAAAUGUCUCAUGCACGAAUUUGUAUUCCACAUCAGCGUUGACACGCGCGAAUUCAUUCAUUUCAAGACGUUAUUGCUGGUUUAUUUUGAUGGAAACUCAAUCCAAGUUUCGUUACACUUUUAUUUAUAUACUUUUACAUCAUUUUUUUCCCGCAGUUUGAAGGCCGAUUCCAGGUUGAAUUGGACUCUUUUUUAUUUAUUAUUUGUCCAGUUGAAAAAUGAUGCGGUCGACUUUACUGUUCAUCUAAAGGGGGUUGGGUAUGUGUGUAUGUGAGGGGGGGGGGGCUAAGGUUUCGAUUUAGAGACGGUCAAUUUUCUCGAAACAAAGGACUUGGAUAUCUCCAUCAUCUUGCCUGUGUGUGUGUGUAUGUGCACAUUCAGUCCCACUGAUAACAUCACAGAAAGCGCCUCCUUUUUGAUUAGAAAGAACACAUCUUUGCAGCACAUUUUAUGUGUUUGUGUCUUGCGUCUAAGCUCUCGAACCGCAUGCAGAAAGUUUACUGUAGAGUGUGAGAGAAUGCUGGUGAACGUGUGUGAUUAUUAUUCUUUAUAAAGCAGCGUGUGGUCGAAUCUCUGCGUCCUCACUUUGCGCAGUGCAGGUUCAAGUCCUUGCUUCAUGGUGUUCUGUGUCUGUUUAUGGCAAUGAUAAGGUGACACUAGCGUUAGAGUGUGUGCUACAUGGAAGUGUGUUAGUGGUUGAAACGGGGGGACAACGUUGUAAAAGUCAGCUCGUGUGAGCGGGUCACGGUUGAGGAGAUGAAUUUCCUCCAGCAGGAAAAAACAACAAAGACCUGCGUAUCUUCUGUUCGGUAAGCUCAAGGGCAAAAGCAGCCGCGCGCGGUCUGGACCCGGCACAUGGACUCUCCAUGUUAAUAUCGGGGAAGUGGAGGAAAACAAAUACACAUCCUGUUUGUUCAUGCUGGGCAAAAAGCGAACCGAGGCUGGAUUAUCAUGCAAAGGGGGGGUUAAAUGUGGAUUGGCUCUCCUGGAAAGAGCCAACCUGUGACGGACUCUCUCCUUCCCAUAAUGCAAAUGUCUGCUGGUGAUUUAGAAGGCCCGUGGAAUCUGAAUUAGUUGAUGAAUUUUCUAUCGAUCCUAAACAAGCCAGAUUUAUCUCUGACAUGGUGCUGCUGCUGGGUGGCGGUGGAGCACUCUCCUACUCCCCGUUAUUAGGGAUUUAAAAGAAAAAGAACGUUGGUAAGCACGUCUCUACACACACACACACACACACACACCUACACACUCACACACACGCACACAAAUAUAUACACAGAGGGUGGUGCAGGCGCCACUCGAAAUCCCCCCGAGCGCUUUCUUUUUUUUUCUCCUUCUUCCUUCUUUUUCUCCUUUUUUUGAAGUCCCAGCCAGACGCGUAAAAGGAGAGAAAAAAGGUUCAUUUGCAUCACGGAGGACUUGUCAUCUGUACUGUACUCUUGCUGCUCGCGUGUGUCCGUUUGCGCGUGCGCCUUCCUCGAGCUCAAGCCGGAACGUAUUUUAUGCGUGUCGGACGCACUUUUAUUGUUGUUGUUGUGAUUCUCUGGCUGCUUUAGGGCGGUGUGCGCGCCGACAUGUGGUGGAGGGAUCUGCAGAAGGGGGAAAGAGAGGGGACGGUGUUUGGGAGGCUGUGAAUGCCCACAAACGGAGGCCAUAUGAUGGUGCGCGUGCGGGGGCCGUGUAUAUGCUUAAUCCCAUUUCCUUAUCCGGGGUUCAUCCCGGAGGCGCGCCAUUGGCCGGCCGCCGUCACGUGGCUUCUUAACUUUGUUCACUUGACAGAAAAGUAGGAGGGUUCAACGGAACAGGAAUAACCGAAGAGUAAAGGGAUGAGAUAUAAAUUUUAGUUAUAUAUUUUCCGAGUAGGUGCAAUUCCACAAAAAGACUGACAUUAAUGGCCAUGAGCUCCUAUUUGAUCAACUCCAACUAUGUGGACCCGAAGUUCCCACCGUGCGAGGAGUACUCACAGAGUGACUAUCUGCCCAGCCACUCUCCGGUCUACUACAGCUCCCAGAGGCAGGAGGCUGCCGCCUUCCAGCCGGACUCCCUCUACCACCACCAGCACCACCCGCAGCACCAGAACCACCACCAGCAGCGCGGCGAGCCGCCGUACACGCCGUGCCAGCGUCCGGGGCAGCCCGCCUCGGUGGUGAUUUCCCCGCGGGGUGAAGUCCUCCCCGCGGCUGGGCUGCGGACGGCCGCCGUCCCGGAGCUGAGCCACCACUCCGACUCGGUGACGCCCAGCCCGCCUCCGCCCGCGACUUGCGGCAUAACACCCCACAGCCAAGGCAGUUCGUCCCCCACGAGCGCCAAGGACCCCGUCGUCUACCCGUGGAUGAAGAAAGUCCAUGUAAACAUCCUGAGCUCGAACUACACAGGCGGUGAGCCGAAGCGCUCGCGGACGGCCUAUACGCGCCAGCAGGUCCUGGAGCUCGAGAAGGAGUUCCACUACAACCGGUACCUGGCGCGCAGGCGCAGGGUGGAGAUCGCCCACACGCUGUGCCUGUCGGAGCGGCAGAUCAAGAUCUGGUUCCAGAACCGCAGGAUGAAAUGGAAGAAGGACCACAAGCUGCCCAACACCAAGGUCCGCUCCGGGACCAACAACAACAACAACACAAACUCCCAGGCUCUAACCGGCUCCCAGAACCGCGCUGGGCCCCUAUAGCCUGGUUCUCCGGCUCUCUGUUUUAUGGUCUUCCUCUCCUUGUUCCAAAACUGAACGCCGAAGCGGCAGCCGCGCUUGUAACCACCGGAGCCCGCACUUAGGACCGGAAUAACGCCUGUGCUCUGGAGGAGGAUGGGGGGGGACAUGUCACUGCCGCCUGUUCGGCCUUGAUAUGUGCUGAUGUUACACUCUCUAACAUCACGUUAUGACGUGGGAGGGGGUGGAGGGGGGAGAAUUCCCAUUCAUGAAACAAUGAAACGAACAAAAGUAGGCGAAGGAGACUGAGUGAAGUGAGAAAGCGCCGCGGCCGCUCCUUUGCUUUCCCCUCCUCGUUCCCUCUCUGUCCCUCCCUGCUUUUUAUGUCUGUCUUUUAUACUCGUCUCUCUCUCUCUCUCUCUCUCU
Molecule: messenger RNA, 3245 nt
Organism: Anarrhichthys ocellatus (wolf-eel)
Lineage: Eukaryota; Metazoa; Chordata; Actinopteri; Perciformes; Anarhichadidae
Gene: hoxb4a
Product: homeobox B4a
Exons: 2
Coding region: 2073-2843 (256 amino acids)
Biological process (GO): positive regulation of transcription by RNA polymerase II; anterior/posterior pattern specification; embryonic skeletal system morphogenesis
Cellular component (GO): nucleus; nucleoplasm
Molecular function (GO): RNA polymerase II cis-regulatory region sequence-specific DNA binding; DNA-binding transcription factor activity, RNA polymerase II-specific
Source: RefSeq, a predicted model, not a curated record